Cyprinodon variegatus (sheepshead minnow) is the source of this 354-nucleotide messenger RNA. RefSeq names its product brain-specific angiogenesis inhibitor 1-associated protein 2-like. The annotation marks the transcript as partial. The record is from RefSeq and is a predicted model, not a curated record. The transcript is spliced from 4 exons. Gene Ontology annotation, biological process: actin filament bundle assembly; actin crosslink formation; plasma membrane organization. Gene Ontology annotation, cellular component: cytosol; nucleoplasm. NCBI's taxonomy places the organism in Eukaryota, Metazoa, Chordata, Actinopteri, Cyprinodontiformes, Cyprinodontidae.
CAAAGUUAAUCUAUGCUUUAGGACUUUAUCUUUUUUCUGUGCAAUAUGUGUAAAUAGGGCAUUCUGGACCAGUUUAACCCCAGUCUGAAGAACUUUGUGACCAUGGGAAAACACUAUGAGAAAGCUCUGACAGGAGUGACUGUGGCUGCUAAGGGCUACUUUGAUGCACUAGUGAAACUUGGAGAGUUGGCUAGUGAUAGCCAGGGCUCCAAAGAGUUGGGGGACACGCUGUUCCAGAUGGCUGAGGUGCACAGGCAGAUACAGGUGCAGCUGGAAGACGUGUUAAAGCUGUUUCACUCUGAGAUGCUAGCCCAGUUGGAGCAGAAGCUGGAGUUGGACAUUAAAUACCUCACU